GUUUGAUUGCUUCCUGCUUCUCGGAGCCCGAAUGACAUGAAAUAACACUAGCUCCCGAUCGCUCAGACGCUUCAGCGUUAGAGUCCAACAACAGGCAGACACCGGGUCAGACAGACACCAGCACUGCGAAAGGCGAUUUUCAUCCAAAACAAGCGCGAGUAAUCGACUCCACCGAAACCUACCUUAGUAAGAUCAAAGGGUCUUCAGCGCGCGUGAGGACAUCAUACACCUGUAAUGUUUACUCGUGGCUGACUGGCUUUGUUGAGCAGGGACAAGGGCGAAUAAAAUCAGGACUCAAGAUUUUACAAUAUUCAACGUUAACUUUUCGUCCGCGGGUAGAUUAAGCGGUCUUUUUGCUUUGUUCUUAGUAGUUUUUUUUGUUCCACUUUCAAGUGGCCUGUCAGGUCGCUUCGAGUACUGUGCACCUUUCUGAGUUAGGGUGCAAGGAUGGUGCUUUUCAGUGGACCUCUGAAGGUGAAAAUCGGAGAGGCUGUGGAUCUAAAACCGACCCGAUGCGCUCUCAGGCAUUCAAUAUCCAGCAAAAAUUACCAGUUAUUGGAUCCGUAUGUAAUGGUGAAGAUUGAUAAUCGGAGGGUCGGGCAGACAGUCACAAAACAGAAGACCAGCCGGCCCACAUUUAACGAAGACUUCAGUACUCAGAUCUGGAGGAGCAGCGAGAUCGAGCUGACCGUUUUCCAUGACACCCCCAUCGGAUACGACGAUUUUGUGGCCAAUUGCACCUUGCAGUUCGAGGAAUUACUGAAAAAUGGCACGAAGACCUUUGAGGGCUGGGUUGAUUUGGAGCCGGAGGGCAAGAUUUAUGUCAUGAUAGACAUGAAGGAAGUGACUUGCGAAGACCCUGAGGAACAAGUGAAAAACAAUGCAUCUGAGAGGGCAUUCAAGGAACGCAUGGUUUCCAGGAAACGGCAAGGUGCGAUGCGGCGAAAGAUUCACCAGGUCAACAACCAUAAGUUCAUGGCCACUUACCUGCGACAGCCCACAUACUGCUCUCACUGCAGGGAAUUCAUCUGGGGAAUCUUUGGCAAGCAAGGAUACCAGUGUCAAGUGUGCACAUGUGUGGUUCACAAACGCUGCCACCAGCUAAUUGUCACAGCAUGCCCCAGAAUAAAGAAAGACAAGAAAGGAGAGCAGGUAUGUGAACAAAGAUUCAGCAUCAAUGUGCGUCACCAGUUCCACGUCCACAACUACAAGAAACCCACUUUCUGUGACCAUUGUGGCUCUCUGCUCUAUGGGCUAAUUGGACAAGGGAAACAGUGUAAAGUUUGCAAAAUGAACAUUCACAUUCGCUGCGAGAACAAUGUGGCCCCGAGCUGUGGGGUGAACUCUGUGGAGCUCGCCAGGAAGCUGGCAGAGAUGGGGCUCAGUGCGGGCAGCAUAGCUACUCUGAAGAGGAGGCAGACGAGGCAAAAUCAUAAAAACCACAAGGACGACCAUGCCCCGGAUGAGACGCCCGACAGCAACGACAAGGAAAGCCAGCAAGUGCAACGCAAACUAAGCAUCGGCGAUUUCACCUUCAUCAGUGUUCUAGGAAAAGGCAGCUUCGGGAAGGUAAUGUUGGCAGAGUUCAAAGGGACGGAAGAUGUGUAUGCUGUGAAAAUACUGAAGAAAGACAUGAUUCUUCAGGAUGAUGAUGUGGAGUGCACAAUGACUGAGAAGCGGAUCUUGUCACUGGCCAAAAACCACCCAUACCUUACACAGAUCUUCUGUUGCUUCCAAACUCCGGACCGGCUUUUCUUUGUGAUGGAGUACGUAAAUGGAGGAGAUUUAAUGUUCCAGAUUCAACAAGUGCGGAAAUUUGACGAACCCCGUGCUCAAUUCUACGCUGCUGAAAUUACUUCAGCACUUAUUUUUCUGCACAAUAAGAAAGUUAUAUACAGAGAUUUGAAACUGGAUAAUGUCCUGUUAGAUUCUGAGGGACACUGCAAGUUGGCUGAUUUUGGAAUGUGCAAAGAAGGCAUCUACAGCAAUUACACAACAGGGACCUUCUGCGGCACACCUGAUUACAUUGCUCCAGAGAUUUUGCAGGAGUUGCAGUAUGGUUCUUCGGUGGACUGGUGGGCACUUGGCGUCCUGCUGUAUGAGAUGCUGUGUGGUCAGCCCCCAUUUGAAGCCGAAAAUGAAGAUGACUUGUUCGAAUCUAUCCUGAACGAUGAGGUCCUUUACCCAGUCUGGCUGAGUGAAGGCGCAAUGGCUAUCCUGAAAGCAUUUAUGAUAAAAAAUCCGACCAAACGGCUAGGAUGUGUUGCGACACAAGGUGGAGAGCAAGCCAUUUUGGACCACUCCUUCUUUCAGGGAAUUGAUUGGGAUAUGCUUGAACAGCGAAAGAUCAAGCCGCCUUUUAAACCCAGGAUUAAAACAAACAGGGACGUAAAUAACUUUGAUCGAGACUUCACUGCAGAGAAGCCUGUAUUGACACCAAUUGAUGAGGCGCUUGUCCGCAUGAUAAAUCAAGAUGAAUUCAAAGGAUUUUCUUUUGUUGCUGAAGAUGUGUGUGCAUGAAGUACGAAUUCAUCAGCACGGGAACAGUUCCAGAAAGCUCACAAGUACCAGCAUCGCAGAGCCCACCUCAAGCAAAUGGAACGGUUGGGCAGAAAGUUUAUACAGACAAUAUCGUUACAGUUACUGAAGCGAGAACUGGCAUGCUGUUUAUAUUGAUUUUUUUUGUUUGUGCAACUUUGUGAAACUGAGUGGCUUUGAAUCACUGUCCAUUAUCUUUCUACCAACCAGUCAUUUGAAUAUCAGAACUUAGGGCGUCAUGAAGCAAUCAUUUACAAAUAAGUAUUGUUAUAAUGGACCAUUAAAUUAUGCAUCUUUCAUUUGCACUUAGCUGUUUAGGUAUUUAAUUAGCUGUGUAUCUUUCAACAGAAACCAAGAUUUGCUAAUAGUAAACAGUUCUACACUUCCAUAAACUAUAUUUGACUCUUUUCAGUAGAAAUCCCCUCUUUCGUUAUAUAGAAGGAUGUCUUUUCAGACUGCCAUGUUCAUUCAUUGGGUCAAGGGUGGGUGGGAGGCAUAUCUUGCGGACUGUUUUACAUUGUAUUCAGCUUGAAGUAGACAUCACUUUGAUGCACUGUGGAGGAUUUUAGUUGUGGAAUGAAAAGUAUGAACUGUUCUGUGUAUAUAAGUUAUAGCUGUUGGCAAAUAAAUAUUAAAAAGAAUGCAUAUUUUGUAUUUAAAAGGUUUAAACUGCACCAGUUCUUGGAGUUCUACCAUUCAGGAGACACCUUUUAGCCAACCAAAUCCACAUCAACCACCAUUUUCACCAAUCCUACAUUAAUUCAAUUAUUUUUAAAAUUUCCUCAUAAGCUUCUCAACUCCCCAUAGAUUUUACUGCUUAUUUCAUUCUAGGGGCAAUUUACAGUGACCAAUUAACCUAUGAACUUGCUCAUCUUUGAGGAAACCCACACAGUCAUAGGAAGAAUGUGCAAACUCCACACAGACAGCUCCUGAGGUCACGGUUGGACCCAGGUAUCUGGCACAUUGAGACAAUGGUCCCACCAGCUGUGCCACGGCUCCAUGCCAUGCAUAUAAUCAGAUACUGUGAUUCUGAAAUAUCAUGGCAUGAAACACUAUUUCAUUGGUUAGGGUCAUAGGGCUGUACAGCACUUAAAUGGGCAUUUAGUCCACUGUGUCCGUGCCAAUUUUCUAUCCUAUUUACCUCCAGUAGGUUGAUACCCUUCGAAGACAUUCCUAUUUAAGAACCUGCCUGUGACAUAGUAACUACUGAAAAUCUAAUUCCACCAUUACCUCAAAAAGCGUUUUCUAAAUAUCAACCACUCUGUAAAAAAAAUUUCCCCUCUUUCCUUUAAAAACCUUAUUUCUCACCUUAAAGCUAAACUCUCUUGUUUCUGACUGGAAGAAGUUUCUGACUACCCUUUCUUUGCUUCUUAUAAUUUCAUAUUUCUCUAUCAGGUCACCCCCUUAGCGUCCUUCACUCCAGAGAAAACAACCACUGCCCAGCCAGUCUCUCCUCAUAACUAGUCCAGGCAACAUCCUAGGGAAUUUUCUCUGCAUGCUCUCCAGUACAACCACAUCCUUCCUAAGCUGUGAUGACCAGAACAGCACUCAUACUCCAAGUGUGGUCCAACUGGAGUCUUAUAAAAUCACAACAUGACAUCCCAACUCUAUAUUCUAUGCCCUGACCUUUGAAGGUGGGCACGCUGUACGCCUUCUCCUCAGUCUACCUUGUGUCAAUAUGGACAUGAACCCAAAGAUUCCUCUGUCCGUCAUCAUUGUUAGUGUCCCACUGUAUCCUAUCCCUAUUUGACUUUUGGAAAAGCAUCACUGUGAAGUGAGAUUUGUAGACGUCUGAAAGGGAGAGGUGUGAAGAUGGAUCCCUGCCUGUAUUUACUCUGCACUGCCUACAUUGUUAAUGCCAGAUCAAUUGUACAUUGUAUAUGUUCAUUAAAUUGUUCAAUAUUUUAUAAAUACU
This is a messenger RNA of Hypanus sabinus (Atlantic stingray), 4453 nucleotides long. It is a transcript of the gene prkcha, whose product is annotated as protein kinase C, eta, a. Gene Ontology annotation, molecular function: ATP binding; diacylglycerol-dependent serine/threonine kinase activity. Bases 448 to 2520 code for a protein of 690 amino acids. The transcript has 14 exons. Lineage: Eukaryota; Metazoa; Chordata; Chondrichthyes; Myliobatiformes; Dasyatidae. The record is from RefSeq and is a predicted model, not a curated record. Gene Ontology annotation, biological process: protein phosphorylation.